Fusarium odoratissimum NRRL 54006 is the source of this 1655-nucleotide messenger RNA. RefSeq lists its product as uncharacterized. Bases 586 to 1092 code for a protein of 168 amino acids. The transcript is spliced from 2 exons. The record is from RefSeq and is a predicted model, not a curated record. Gene Ontology annotation, cellular component: intracellular membrane-bounded organelle. Gene Ontology annotation, biological process: vesicle-mediated transport. NCBI's taxonomy places the organism in Eukaryota, Fungi, Ascomycota, Sordariomycetes, Hypocreales, Nectriaceae.
CGCUCAACUGCUACUGUAUCUUUACGCACAGCCACUAUCGACCACGCAGCGCAAUAGCAUUAAACCUCGUUUGAUAGCCAAGAACACACCAUGUUGGCCAAGACGAGACAAAAGUGGAAACACUCGAGACCAAGAAGAGGCUUGUGACCGCGUUUUGUUAGAGUUACGCAGGCAACUUUAGGCUCUAGGCCAAGCUUGGGUGGAUAUCAUGAUUCUUCUCUUCUCUUGGCUUCGUCGUUUGAGUUGCACUAUGCAUAAAGGGCCCUCCUCCCACUCUCUUGUCUUCCCUUCUCUCAUUCGUGUGGAACUUGGAAUAGCCCAAAAAAAAACACCUAUUAUCCUGUUUUUUCUUACACCCUUUGACGGCCUGGUCUAAUCGUCAAUCACCUACUGUAACAGAUCUUAUACACAACCUAUCAGAUAAAGACGUCACCUCCCUGGGAACACCAUCACACACAUUCUACGUCAUAGCCGAGCGACUCAGCGCCGCAAACAACACGUCAAAAACAGAGUUUGCCAAUUGAACGCUCUUCAACUCUACUUCAUCAUCGUCGCGUAUACACAUCGCGCAUCUUCAUAAUCACAAUGGCGCCCACUGAAGAUGUUUUUGCGCGCGACUACUACAGAUGCUCUUAUGGGUGGAAUUGGAAUGGACGACGAUGUGUUCGUAACAACUGGUCCUACUGGGGGCGCUGGGUGUUAGCGGGCAUCGUCAUCUUUUUCUUCGUCCUCUUCCUCUUCUGCUGCCUAUUCUCUCGCCGUCGCAAACGCCGUGGCGUUAAGCCCGUGUACGGCACUGGAUGGAUGGCGGCCAAGCCUUGGGGAAACAACAACAACAACCAUCAGAUGUACAACUACGGCAACCAAGGCGGUUAUAAUCAGGGCUACCAGCAGAACAACGGUGGUUACGGAGCUCCACCUCCACCCCCAGCAUACGGCCAGCAACAGCAGCCUCAGUACACCGGUACGACAUUCAACACCAACGACGGGUACUACGGCCAGGGCCAGUAUUCCGGAGUUCAGCAACCACAGGGUACAUAUCAGCGUGAUGGUGCUUACUCCCCACCUGCGGGUCCUCCUCCUGGAAAGUAAAGCACGGCGAUGGGUGCGUUUGGAAUGGGAACGGGUUUAAAACACGGCCGAUAUGGAAAGGAUACCACCGAUUGAGGCGUUUGGGAGCUCGCUAUGUAAUGAAUGGACUUACGUCAAGACAUACUGUGAUAAGAGGCAUUACUCUCGCGAGCAUGGCCUGGGUGGAAUUACGAGAAUUAUUUUUUCCCUAAUCGAUUCUAGUCUUCUCUCUAGCAAGUAUUUAUCGAAAUAGUUAGAUAACUAUGUUUGUGACGCGUUGCUGAUAACGUUUCAGCAGAUCUGUCGUGACUUCAAGGGCAUGAUAUUGAUGAAUGAACUGAAUUCAAGAACAACAGCCCCAUACUAUUAGGUGAAUUUGAACGUAUGCAUAGAUAAUUCGACAUCAACGCCACAGCCGUUGACGGGACCUGCAUGAAACAUGAUAAAGGUGGGAAGAAACAAAUUUGCAGUAUACCAUUCGUUGGGUUAUGCAUACCGCCUCAUGGUAGCAGUGGACGACGAUCUGAAUAUCUCUUUGGCCAAUACAAUAAUGCCGAAUUCAUUCGUGUAUAAAGGCAGUGCUG